AUGAGAGAGAGGAGCCGCCGCUUUACCAGUGCAUCAAAGACGUCAUGCUGAAAAUGUGCACACGUCUGCUACAAGCUAAGUUUGAAAGCAAACAAGAAGCUGUAGCGUCCAUUGACGAAAAUAUGUACUGUAAAUCCACUUCAAUUCCCAGCAGAGACUCCCAGCUCCACAUACGCAUCUGCGCUCUGCGCUGACUCUCCUUUCUUCUCAUCCUCGGCUCCACAAGCCAUCCAUCCAUCCAGCCGCAGGCUGUCCAACAGCACCGACAUUUCCGCUGAACAAAAUGGGGCUGUGAAAAAUGCUGCCCAAUUCAGGAGCAGAAAACACAAGCGUCCCGGAGCUCUCCAGUACCGGCAAUCAAUGGGCGCCGACAUUCCUCCCAAUCAAAAUCAUUGCUGGUACACGUGUGCUGCCGAGAAGGCGCAACCACCAAGCAGAUAUCCUGACGAGCGACAAACCCAUCCUGUUCUGCACCCUCAAUUCCUAUAAGGUAGACAUGCAGAAGUUACUUGGAGGGCAGAUUGGACUGGAGGACUUCAUAUUUGCUCACGUCAGAGGAGAGACGAAGGAGGUGGAAGUGACCAAGACAGAGGAUGCACUGGGCCUCACCAUCACAGACAAUGGUGCUGGAUAUGCAUUUAUUAAGAGAAUAAAAGAAGGCAGCACAAUAGAUCGACUGAAGACGGUGUGUGUCGGUGACCACAUCGAGGCCAUCAAUGACCAGAGCAUUGUUGGAUGUCGACAUUACGAAGUGGCCAAAAUGCUGAAAGAGCAACCGAGAGGCAUUCCCUUCACGCUACGCCUGGUGGGACCCAAGAGGGCCUUUGACAUGAUCGGAAUGAGGACCAAAGCACCGAAGUCUCAUGAAGGCAAAAUCGUCAAUGGAAGGGAAACUCUGCGCCUCCGUUCCAGAGGUUCUGCAACUGUUCAGGAAGUGCAGAAUGAGAUUGAAGAACAGGCCACCAUGAAAGUGGAUGACCUGCUCGAAAGCUACAUGGGCAUUCGAGAUUUAGAGCUCGCAACCACCAUUGUGGAAGCAGGCAAAGACAAGAAGAACCCUGAUGACUUUGCAGAGUCUCUGGACUCAGUUCUGGGAGAUUUCGCUUUUCCUGAUGUGUUUUUGUUUGACGUAUGGGGAGCAAUUGGAGACGUAAAAAAUGGGAAAAUCUAGAUUUGUUUGGAGACCAUAGAGCAGUGCUCCCCGGCACAUCUAAUUAUGAGAAGGCAUUGUAGCCUUCUCAUAUCUGACAGGAAUUUUUAAUUCAUUCAUACAUGUUUAAUGCUUGCAUGCAUUUAACAUUCACGCGAGAAUAACUUUCUUCUACAACCAUGGCAGGGAUGGAAAUGAGUGUAUGCUUUAUGUCUUGGUAUCAAGUAACAUUAUUGUUCACCUCAGAAUGAGAAUCUGACUACCAUGUACAUUUUUAGGUCCAAUAAAUAAUGUACAGAAAAUGUAUGGAAUUUACUCUACAAUGUACUGAAACUUAAUGCUAAACAAUGAAUAUAAAAAAUAGGCAUUACUUAAUUAUCUUAUUUACAACAAUAACAAUAGUAAAGAUUGUGGUUCGUUAAAAAAAAAA
Molecule: messenger RNA, 1580 nt
Organism: Hippocampus zosterae (dwarf seahorse)
Lineage: Eukaryota; Metazoa; Chordata; Actinopteri; Syngnathiformes; Syngnathidae
Gene: gipc3
Product: GIPC PDZ domain containing family, member 3
Exons: 6
Coding region: 299-1171 (290 amino acids)
Molecular function (GO): protein binding
Source: RefSeq, a predicted model, not a curated record